Lates calcarifer (barramundi perch) is the source of this 18853-nucleotide messenger RNA. RefSeq names its product CUB and sushi domain-containing protein 1. Lineage: Eukaryota; Metazoa; Chordata; Actinopteri; Centropomidae. The record is from RefSeq and is a predicted model, not a curated record. The coding region runs from base 395 to 11233 and encodes 3612 amino acids. The transcript has 75 exons.
CUGUGCGGACCUACCAACCACCUCUCUCCUCUCCUUCACUGAAUCUCUUCAUCUCUCUGUCUCUCUCCUCCGGUCCUCCGGUCCUCCGGUCUCUGCUAUGACAGCUCACACCAGCAGCGUGUUGCCCGAUCUCAGACCGUCAACCCGUCACCGGUUAUCCUGUCCAAACGUUAACAUGGACAUGUGUGUGUGGGAUAUUCGUGAUUGAUCCUCGGGUGUAAAAUUUUUUGUUUUUUUGUUUUUGCUUUUGUUUUUUCUAUAUAGAAACGAAAGAAAAAGGAGGAGGGGGGCGGCCGUCCUCUUUUACCCCCCUCCGCUUCCUUCAGCCAAGCAGAGCGGCAAGGUGGGGAGAAGGCUUUAAAAUUAAGCCAGCUUGGAUUUAUUUAACAGCAAAAUGACGGAUUUGGGAGCGCCGGAGAUGCUGCUGAUGAGCAGGAGGCUGAAUGUGAAGAAAACGGGCAGGCUGAGAGGCGACCUCCCGCUUCUCCUCCUGCUGGGGCUUCUCAUCGGGGAUUUCUCCUCGUCCAAGGCUGAAUCUUGCGGUGGUGUAGUCCAAGGCCUGAAUGGCACCAUAGAGUCACCUGGUUUUCCCCACGGCUAUCCCAACUACGCCAACUGUACAUGGCUGAUAAUAACAGGGGAGAGGAACCGAAUCCAGCUAACCUUCGUCACGCUGGCGCUGGAGGAAGACUUUGAUAUUGUAUCAGUUUACGAUGGACAACCAUCGCCUGGCAACUUAAAAAUGAGGUUAUCAGGAUUCAUGCUGCCCUCCCCUAUAGUCAGCAGUGGAUCUAUAUUGGCCUUGUGGUUUACCACAGACUUUGCCGUCAGUGCACAGGGCUUCAAAGCUGUGUACGAAGUCCUGCCCAGCCAUACGUGUGGCACCCCAGGCCUCAUUCCAAAUGGGGUCAUUCAUGGCUCACGGUACAACAUGGGGGACAAGAUCCGAUACAGCUGUGAGUCAGGUUUUGUAUUGGAAGGACACAGUAUCCUCACAUGUAUUGUAUCACAUGGCAGUGGAGCACAGUGGGACUUCCCAUCACCAUUUUGUAGAGCGGAGGGAGCAUGUGGCGGUACGUUACGAGGCACCGCAGGUUCAAUAACCAGCCCAGGAUACCCUGCAGAGUAUGACAACAACCUGGACUGUACGUGGUCGAUCCUCGCUGAACCCGGGGACACCAUAGCUCUGGUCUUCAAUGACUUCCUUUUAGAGGACAAAUAUGACUUCCUGGAAAUCAGUGGGACAGAAGCACCAAGCAUAUGGUUGACUGGUACAACCCUGCCCUCACCAGUGAUAUCAAAUAAGAACUGGCUUCGGAUACAUUUCACCUCAGACAGCAACCAUCGUCGAAAAGGAUUCAGCGCUCAAUACCAAGUUAAGAAAGCAAUAGAGCUGAAGUCCAGAGGGGUGAAGAUGAUGCCCAGUAAAGACUCCAGUCACAAAAAUGCUGUCUUGAGUCAAAGCGGUCUUGCUGGUGAUGUUUGUCCAGAUCCUGGAGUUCCAGAAAAUGGCAAGAGGAUGGGCUCAGCCUUCCAAGUUGGCUCCAGCGUCCAGUUCAGUUGCGAUGACAGCUACGUACUCCAAGGAUCUAAAAGUAUCACCUGUCAACGAGUCACUGACACACUGGCUGCCUGGAGUGACCACAGACCCAUCUGCAGAACUCGUACCUGUGGCAGUAACCUAAGGGGGCCCAGAGGGGUUAUAACUUCCCCUAACUACCCUGUUCAGUAUGAGAACAACGCACACUGUGUGUGGGUCAUCACUGCAAUGGACUCUGGGAAGGUGAUAAAGCUGUCAUUUGAAGAGUUUGACCUGGAAAGAGGAUAUGACACACUUACUGUGGGAGAUGGCGGGAAGAUAGGAGACACUCGGAGGGUACUCUACGUACUCACUGGCUCCAGUGUUCCUGACCUCAUCGUUAGCUUGUCCAAUCAGAUGUGGCUACACCUGCAGUCAGAUGAUACUAUCGGCUCAGCAGGCUUUAAGGCAGUCUAUGAAGAGAUAGAACGGGGAGGCUGUGGGGAUCCUGGAGUGCCAGCGUUUGGUCGUCGUAGUGGCGAUCGCUUUCAACAUGGUGACGUGUUGACCUUCUUUUGCCAGUCAGCCUUUGAACUUGUGGGAGAAAGGACCAUUACAUGCCAGCACAAUAACCAGUGGUCUGGGAAUAAACCCAGCUGUGUCUUCUCAUGUUUCUUCAACUUCACGGCUCCAUCAGGGACUAUAUUGUCCCCAAACUACCCAGAGGAGUAUGGGAACAACCUGAACUGUGUGUGGUUGAUUAUCUCUGAACCAGGAAGCCGCAUUCAUCUCCUCUUCUCUGAUUUUGACCUGGAGCCACAGUUCGACUGGUUGGUGGUCAAAGAUGAAGGUCUGUCUGAGCCGACAACAUUUGGGACGUUCUCAGGAAAAGAUGUUCCAUCACAGAUCGCCUCAAACGGACACAUCAUGAGACUGGAAUUUCAGUCUGAUCACUCUAAUACUGGAAAAGGCUUCAAUAUCAGCUACACCACAUUUGGUCAGAAUGAAUGUCAUGACCCCGGAGUUCCUGUCAAUGGUCAAAGGUACGGUGACCAGUUUCAGCUAGGCAGUUCUGUGGCUUUUCGCUGUGAUCAAGGCUUCAUUAGGACACAGGGGUCAGAUCAGGUCACUUGCAUCAUCCAGGAUGGAAAUGUAGUUUGGUCUGCGGCUGUACCUCGGUGUGAAGCUCCAUGUGGAGGCCAUCUCACUGCUCCUACUGGUGUUCUGCUGUCUCCUGGUUGGCCUUCCUUUUAUAAAGACUCCCUGAGUUGCCAGUGGGUGAUUGAAGCACAAACAGACCAUGCUGUAAAGAUACACUUUGACAGGUUUCAGACUGAGGUCAAUUAUGACACACUGGAAAUUAGGGAUGGCCCCUCAGCCUCCUCUCCACUGAUCGGCGAAUACCAUGGCACCCAAGCACCUCAUUUCCUGAUUUCUACGUCCAACUUCCUGUUCCUGUUGUUCACUACAGACAACAGCCGCUCUGCCGCAGGCUUCAGCAUCAGAUAUGAGAGUGUGAAAAUGGAGUCAGACUCUUGUCUCGAUCCUGGUAUCCCAGUCAAUGGUCGUCGCCAUGGCAGCAGCUUUUCCAUUGGCUCCCGUGUCUCCUUUACAUGUGACCCAGGAUACACACUGAGUGAUCAGGAGCCAAUUGUUUGUGAGCAGAAUCAUCAGUGGAGUCACGCUCUUCCCAGUUGUGAUGCUCUUUGUGGAGGCUAUGUUUAUGGUAAAACAGGGACUAUUCUGUCUCCUGGCUUUCCUGACUUCUACCCUAAUUCUCUUAACUGCACCUGGACUAUAGAGGUGUCUCAUGGGAAAGGAGUCCACCUGGUUUUCCACACUUUCCAUCUGGAGGAGAACCACGACUACCUGUCCAUCACUGAGGACGGGAAUUUCCAGGUCCCUGUAGCUCGGCUCACUGGCUCAGUGCUGCCCCCUAGUGUCAAAGCAGGACUGUAUGGGAACUUCAGCGCUCAGUUACGAUUUAUAUCAGAUUUUUCCAUGAGUUAUGAAGGCUUUAAUAUUACUUUCUCAGAGUACGACUUAGAGCCAUGUGAAGAUCCCGGUGUACCAGCAUUCAGCAGGAGGAUGGGAUUCAGAUUUCGAGUUGGCGACUCCCUGGCCUUCUCUUGUUUCCAUGGCUACCGACUUGAGGGAGACAGCAAGAUCACUUGUCUGGGAGGAGGCAGGCGAGUCUGGAGCAACACACUACCACGAUGUAUAGCUGAGUGUGGAGCCUCCUCUCUAGGACCAGAAGGCGUUCUCCUUUCUCCAAACUUCCCCUCAAACUACGAUAAUAACCACGAGUGCAUCUACCGCAUCACUACUGAAAAGGGCAAAGGAAUCAGGCUGAAAGCCGAGAGCUUCUUGUUGCAGGAUGGAGAUUAUCUCAAGGUAUAUGAUGGAGAGAACACUUCAUCCCGUCUCCUUGGCAACUUUACACAAGAUGGCAUGAUGGGUCAUGUCAUCAAUAGUACGUCCAAUCACCUGUGGCUGGAGUUCAACAGCAAUGCCUCUGGAACCAAUCAGGGCUUUCGCCUCACAUACACAAGUUUUGACCUAGUACGCUGCGAGGAACCAGGAAUCCCGAGUUAUGGGUAUAAGAUCCAGGACGACGGUCAUUAUGCCAACACCUUUGUCCUGUACUCCUGCAACCCUGGAUACAGUCUCCAUGGCAGCAGUACACUCACCUGUCUUAGCGGGGACAGACGUGUCUGGGACAAACCACUUCCCUCCUGUAUUGCGGAAUGUGGAGGUCACAUAACUGGAGCAGUGUCUGGACGGAUUCUGUCUCCAGGAUAUCCUGCUCCUUAUGACAAUAACCUCCACUGUACCUGGACUAUAGAGGCUGAUACAGGCAAGACUAUCAGCCUCCACUUCAUUGUCUUUGAUACUGAGAUUGGCCAUGAUAUCCUGAGAGUUUGGGAUGGUCCAUCUGGGCCAUCAGAUGGAGGCAUCCUGUUGAAAGAAUGGUCAGGCCCAUCCCUACCUGAAGAUAUCCACUCGACUUUCAACAUACUCACGCUGCAGUUUGAUUCAGAUUAUUUCAUCAGCAAGCAAGGAUUUUCUAUACAGUUCUCCACCACUACAGCUACGACCUGCAAUGACCCAGGCAUCCCUGUGAAUGGUUCCCGAUACGGGGACAGUAAGGAGCCUGGUGACAGUAUGACGUUCCAGUGUGACCCGGGCUACCAGCUGGAAGGCCAGGACACCAUCACAUGUGUACGGAUGGAUAAUAGAUUCUACUGGCAACCUGACCCUCCAACAUGUAUAGCAACCUGUGGGGGUAACAUCAGUGGACCCUCUGGGGUAAUUCUGUCUCCUAACUACCCCCAGCCUUACCCUCCGGGGAAAGAGUGUGACUGGAGAAUCAGAGUCAACCCUGACUUUGUCAUUGCCCUCAUCUUCAAAAGUUUUAACAUGGAGCCAAGUUAUGACUUCCUGCACAUCUACGAGGGUGAAGACUCUAAUGGUCCGUUGCUAGCAAGUCUCCAAGGCAACCAGGCCCCAGAGCGGAUAGAGAGCAGUGGUAACAGUCUCUUCCUGGCAUUCAGAUCUGACGCCUCGCUGGGCAUGUCUGGUUUCGCCAUCGAGUACAGAGAAAAACCAAGAGAGGCCUGUUUUGACCCUGGUAACAUUAUGAAUGCCAGUCGGACAGGUUAUGACUACAAACUGGGAUCUCAGGUCUCCUACAACUGUCACCAUGGCUACACAACUGUCGGUGGAGAUACCAUCACCUGUGUCAUGGGGCAUGAUGGGAAGCCGGUGUGGGACAGGGCUCUGCCAUCAUGUAAAGCUCCAUGUGGAGGACAGUAUGGUGGAUCUGAAGGAGUUGUUUUGUCUCCAAACUAUCCCCUAAACUACACUACAAGACAGACAUGCUCCUAUUACAUCACUGUGUCCCCACAGUUUGUGGUGUUCGGUCAGUUUGCCGUUUUCCAGACAGCGAUGAAUGACUCUGUGGAGCUGUUUGAUGGAGCCAAUGAGAACGCUCGAUUGCUUAGCUCCCUGGCUGGGUCACACUCGGGAGAGACAUUGCCAUUGGCAACUUCCAAUCAGAUCAUGUUGCGGUUCAAUGCUAAGAGUGGCCAGUCAGCUAGAGGCUUUCACUUUGUCUACCAAGCUGUACCUCGCACCAGUGACAGUCAAUGCAGCUCAGUUCCAGAGCCUCGAUAUGGCAGGCGCAUUGGCUCAGAGUUCUCAGCCGGUUCUGUGGUUCGGUUCGAGUGCAGUCCAGGGUAUCUGUUGAAAGGAUCCAGUGCUAUCCGGUGCCAGGCCGUGCCAGGUGCCCUUGCACAAUGGAACGCAACAACACCAACCUGUAUAGUCCCCUGCAGUGGCAAUUUGACCGAACGUCGUGGUACAAUACUGUCUCCUGGCUAUCCUGAACCCUACCCAAACAGUCUCAACUGUCUGUGGAGGAUCCAUGUCAGUGAAGGGGCGGGGAUACAGAUCCAAGUGGUGACGUUUGCUACUGAGCACAACUGGGACUCUCUGGAGAUCUACGAUGGAGGAGACAUGACAGCUCCUAAAUUAGGGUCAUUUUCUGGAACUACAGCUCCUGCCCUCCUCAACUCGACAUCAAAUCAGCUUCUUCUGCACUUUCAGAGUGACAUCAGUGUGGUGGCAGCAGGCUUUCACCUAGAAUACAAGACUGUUGGUCUUACCACCUGUCCAGAGCCAAUGAUCCCAGCCAAUGGCAUUAAAACUGGAGACAGAUAUAUGGUCAAUGAGGUGGUGGCAUUCACCUGUGAGCCUGGAUACACGUUACAGGGCCACUCUCACAUCUCCUGCAUGCCUGGUACUGUGCGCCGAUGGAACUACCCACCUCCUCUUUGCAUAGCGCGUUGCGGUGGGGUGUUGUCUGAGAUGAGUGGCGUCAUCCUUAGUCCAGGUUUCCCUGGCAACUACCCCGGCAACCUGGACUGCACCUGGCAAAUCACCCUGCCAACUGGAUAUGGAGCCCAUAUUCAGUUCCAAAACUUCUCCUCUGAAGACAACCAUGACUUCCUAGAGGUCAGGGCUGGACCACAACACAGCUCUGCUCUUAUUGGACAGUUUACUGGCUCACAGAUCCCACCCCCUCUACUGAGCACUACCCACCUGACGAUCAUCCACUUCUACAGUGACCACUCAGAGAACAGGCCAGGAUUCAGACUGACCUAUCAGGCCUAUCAACUGCAAAACUGCCAGGACCCCUUUCCUUUCCCCAAUGGUGACAUUAUCAACAGUGACUACAGCGCUGGCCAAUCAGUGACUUUUCAGUGCUACCCUGGUUAUGUUCUGAUCGGACACCCAGUACUAACGUGCCUCCAUGGGACCAACCGAAAGUGGAACCAUCCAUUUCCACGCUGUGAGGCUCCUUGCGGCUACAAUGUCACAGCUGAAAAUGGGACCAUCUAUUCACCUCAGUAUCCCAAUGAAUACCCAAACUCCCAAGACUGUAUCUGGCUCAUCACUGUUCCCCACGGACAUGGAGUUUAUAUCAACUUUACUUUAUUGCAGACUGAGCCUGUCACUGAUUACAUUGCUGUGUGGGACGGCCCAGAUACGUCCAGCCCUCAGCUGGGAGUCUUCAGUGGCAACACAGCAUUAGAGUCGGCCUACAGUACCAGUCCGAAGGUCCUGAUCCGCUUUCACUCUGACUUUUCAACUGGAGGGUUCUUCAUUCUCAACUUCCAUGCUUACCGUCUGAAGAAAUGCCCUCCUCCCCCUGUUGUGGAGAAUGCAGAGGUGAUCUAUGAAGAUGAAGACUUCCAGAUAGGAGAUAUUGUAAAGUAUCGCUGUUUACCUGGAUACACACUGGUCGGAAAAGCAGAGCUUAUGUGCAAACUAAACUCCCAUUUGCUCUUUGAAGCCCCACCACCAACAUGUCAAGCCCAAUGCCCAGCCAAUGAGGAGCGGUCUUCCUCAUCAGGAGUCAUACUAAGCCCCGGGUUUCCUAGCAACUACCCCAACAGCCAGACAUGCUCCUGGCUGUUGCGUAUGGUUCCAGGUUAUACCAUCAAUAUCUACGUAGAGAUGUUCCACAGUGAGAAACAGUUUGAUGAACUGGAGAUUUUUGACGGUUCCUCAGGACAAAGCCCUUUGCUAGUUGCUUUAAGUGGUAACCACUCAUCUCAGCUGAACUUCACAUCUAAAACAAACCAGCUCUAUCUACGAUGGUCCACUGAUCAUGCAACCAACAAGAGAGGAUUCAAGAUACGAUAUUCAGCUGCCUACUGUAGCAUUAAUGAUCCCCCUGUGAAUGGAGGCGUGGUUAACCGAACCAAACUCCGUCCAGGUAGUAGACUACAGUUCUUUUGUAACCGUGGUUACCGCCUGGUAGGCUCAAGCAAUGCCACCUGCAGACUCCACUCCAAUGGGCUUUUCCAGUGGGAUACACCACCGCCUUUUUGUCAAGCUAUCUCAUGUGGAAUACCUCAGUCGCCAGGCAAUGGCAGCUUCCAUGCAUACCAGUACACCGUUGGUAGCCAGGUUACCUACCAUUGUAACCAUGGGUACCACCUUGACCCCGGUGUUUCAAUGACAGCAGUGUGUUUGGAGGAUGGCAGCUGGAGUAAUGCUGCCUCAGCCCCCAGAUGUCUACCGGUGCACUGCCCUAGCAUCGAGGGCGUCUUGUUAGAUCACAUGACCUACCGCCUGCUCUAUGGUAGAUUGGGAGAGUUUGGGUCCAUGGUGAUGCUAGAAUGCUCAACAGGGUACUAUUUGGGUAUGGGGCAUCGAACUCUUCGCUGCCUUGCCAACGGGACCUGGGAGGGGUCAGAUGACACAGCUACAUGCAAAAUCAUCUCCUGUGGUGAGCUUCCUUCUCCACCCUUUGGGACCAAACUGGGGACGUUGACCACAUUUGGAGCAACUGCAAUCUUUAUGUGUAACCAUGGUUACACGCUGGUGGGGUCACAUGUCAGAGAGUGCGGUGCUAACGGGCUGUGGAGUGGCACAGAGACCAGGUGUCUAGCUGGUCACUGUGACUCUCCAGAUCCUAUAGUCAAUGGCCACAUUAGUGGAGAUGGCUCUAGUUACCGUGACACAGUGGUGUACCAGUGCAUGUUAGGAUAUCGCCUCAUUGGCACAUCAGUCAGAAUCUGCCAGCAAGACCAUCGAUGGUCUGGAACAACACCCGUUUGCGUCCCUAUCACUUGUGGUCACCCCGGCAACCCAGCCAAUGGGCGGACCAAUGGCAGCGAGUUCAACCUCAACGAUGUCGUCAACUUCACCUGUAACAGAGGUUACAUCCUCAGUGGAAAUGGUCGUGCUCAGUGCCGACUCAAUGGACAGUGGAGCAGCCCCCUACCUGUUUGCAAAGUGGUAAACUGUUCAGACCCUGGCCAUGUGGAGAAUGGGGUGCGCCAGUCUGGCCUACGUUACCCAGAAGUCUUCAGCUAUGGCGUAAGUGUGGCAAUCCACUGCAAACGAGGCUUCUACCUGCUGGGCUCUGCGCUUCUCACAUGCCAACAUGAUGGGCGUUGGGACCGACCAAUCCCUCGCUGCCAAGCUAUUUCCUGUGGAGACCCUGGUGUACCCCCUAAUGCAGUAGUGUCAGGAACCCACAGUUGGACGUAUGGUUCAGUGCUACAGUACUCCUGUCUGCCUGGAGGGGUGCUGGUGGGCAAUGCUACUCGCCACUGUCAGGAAGAUGGCACGUGGAGCGGAGCACCACCAUACUGCACUGGUGUAAGUCCAGGUAUCUGUGGAGACCCAGGGAUCCCUCCCCAUGGUGCCCGUCUGGGAGGGGAAGAAUUCAAAACCAAGAGCUUGCUGCGUUUCAGCUGUGAGGCGGGAUAUAGUUUGACUGGCUCAGCUGAAAGGACCUGCCUUCACAAUGGCACCUGGAGUGGCACGCAGCCUGUCUGUCAAGCUGUAUCCUGUGGUAACCCUGGCACCCCAGCACAUGGCAGAAUUGUAUUCAGUGAUGGCAUCACCUUCGGCAGCUCAGUGGCUUAUGCAUGCUGGGAAGGCUUCAAAACAUCAGGCCUGACCACCAGACAUUGCACAACAAAUGGAACAUGGACAGGACAACCCCCAGACUGCACUGUGAUCAGUUGCGGAGACCCUGGGCCAGUAGCCAACGGGAUCUAUCUCGGAAGUGAGUUUACCUUCAACCACACAGUGACCUACCGUUGUAACCCUGGUCACCUGAUGGAACCUCCUGGACAUGGACGCAGCGUCCUGCGCUGCACUAAAGAUGGAACGUGGAACCAAACCAAACCCAGCUGUAAAGUGAUCCAGUGUGGACCUCCUCCUCAAGUACAUCAUGGGAAAGUUGAAGGGAUGGACCAUUCGUGGGGAUCGAGUGUUAGCUACAGUUGUUUCCAUGGUUACCAGGUGUCCACCCCUGUUGUCUUAACCUGUGAGGGGAAUGGGACAUGGACAGGAGACGUACCGCAGUGUCUGCCUGUCCUGUGUGGUGAUCCUGGCUCUCCUGGAGGAGGAUUCAGAGAGGGGAACAUCUUUUCGUACCGGUCAGAGGUCAGGUUCUACUGCCAUACCCCCUACUUGCUGGUAGGCUCUGCCUCCAGAGUCUGUCAGUCUGAUGGGAUUUGGAGUGGCCAGCAACCAGCCUGUAUAGACCCAGCAUUCAACAGCUGUCGUGACCCAGGAACUCCAGCCUAUGGUAUCCCGGUCAUGGCCCAGGGCCUUCAGGUUGGCAGUAAGAUUUCCUUCAAGUGCCGCAAAAACUACCACAUCCUUGGUUCAACCACAAGAACGUGCCUAGAAAAUCUAACCUGGAGUGGAACUCAACCUGAGUGCAUUGCCCACUCAUGCAGACAGCCAGAGACCCCCAGUAAUGUAGAUGUUCGAUCUAUGGACCUUCCUACCUUGGGAUACACGCUGAUCUACACCUGUCAAGACGGUUUCUAUCUGGCCGGGGGAUCAGAGCACAGAACCUGCAAAAGUGAUGGGAGAUGGUCGGGCAAACCCCCACUCUGUAAAGUUGGAGUGAAAGUCAAUCCCAAAGGCAGAGGAGAGUCAGAUGUCCAGAAGAAUAAGAUUCGUGUUCCAGUGGAUGUGUUCUCUCCAAACUCUGAGUGGAGCGGUUUCUACGAGUAUCUAGGGAAGAGACAGGCCACCACAUUCACAGUUACUGGGUUCAAUGCUACCAGUGGCAGAGUUAAUGUCACAUUACUGGAGACCAGCGGAGUGUCAAUCAGACUGUCAGGCACCUAUAAAUCAGAGGAAAAUCAGCUGCUGUUAAAAGUCUACCAGGUGAAGGGCCCAACAGAGCAUUACUUCAGCAAGUUUAAAAAUGACAACUGGGCGAUGGAUGGAUAUGUUACAGCAGAAUCGGACCAGAAGACCUUUGUUUACCAAGGGCAUAUUCACAGUAAAGACUUCGGCAAGUUUCAUCUGACAAGGCAAGGCCCUGUAACCAUGGCAAUGGACCCAUCCAACCCCUACACAAACAGCAGCUCUGUGGCAGCAGCCAUCUUAGUUCCUUUCUUUGCCCUCAUCCUGUCUGGAUUUGCCUUCUACCUCUACAAGCACAGGACAUUGUCUGCUGACACAGAUGACAAUGAGAGACCAAAAGACACCUGGGGGCCUGGCGGCAGGACGCGUCCCAAGGUCCAGUUCAAUGGCUAUGUUGGCCAUGAGAGCUCCAACGGUCAGGCAUCAUUUGAAAACCCAAUGUAUGACACCAACAUGAAGCCCACUGAGGCUAAGGCAGUUCGAUUUGACACCACACUCAAUACAGUCUGCACUGUGGUAUAGUCCAGAAAAUCUGCCACUACUUACAUAGUUACACAGUGGUUCCAUCCAGCUUCCAUGUUGCAGUCUGCGGUUUGGUUUAACCAAACAAAAAAGAAAGAACAAACUCAUGAUUCGGACAUGUCACCGUGAGCAGUCUGUGUUGUAGCAUGCUGGUCCUCUGUCAGCAUAAUCUGCACAGUUAUGCAGCUCUGCUCCACCUCCUACCUGAACAAUGGUAUCUUCCACCUCUCCCUAUAGUCUGAAAGAGCUAAAUAAGUUGGAACCAAUAAACAAGGGAGUAGACAAUGAUGUCAUCAAGUAAGAUGAAGUCUGUUGUUCAUGAGAUCAGUGCUGGGAUCAAUUCUCCUUAAGCACUGUUUUAUUGCAAACAUCAAGGGAAAACACAGAGAGUCACAGAAUUAGCUGAACUUCCUCUUCGAGCGAAAAUCUAGUUGAGCAGUGCUCGUCCAGUGUCAGCUGACUGACUUAAAAUUUCACUCAGCCUCCUUAUGGAAAGGGCUUUGUAUGACCUGUAUCAUGUAGCCUUUGAGUGUCCCAACCUGAAUAGUGGUUUACCCCAACCUAAACUCAUCUCCCCUAUGUCAAAUUUGCACAGUGGUAUAGGCUUACUAACUCCCCCUGCUGCAGGCCAGACAAGGAUUUGACCAAUGUAAGGUUCUACCCUCAGGGGAAGCACAUAUAUUCCACCCCUCAGCCCCCUCCAGACAUUGAAUAGUAAUUAGACAAUUCCACGUGUCAACACAAAAAACCAUCAUUGGUGCUGGACCAAAACCUCCCACUGGACUUCCAUCAUGCUGGACUUGACAGGACUGUACUCUCUGAUGUAAUGACAGCUUAUCCAGUCUGUCUCAGGCUGCUGUAAAGCUGACAACCAAAUGCCGUCAAUGCAGUGAUAUGUUCAACCAGAACAAUUCCUUUAAAGAAAAUGAUACUCCUAUCCAGUACUGGAUAUUAGUAUUAAAUCAAUAAGAGAGGCGGCAGACCAGCGGUACACAACAGGUUCAAAUAACAGUUGCAGAUAAGUUUGAAAUGUUUUAGCCUACAUGGAGAACUGAAUGGGUUGGGUUUAAUAUAGCAGGACAAUCACAGAUAUAGGUAAGAUGAGUUGGCAGUUAAUAAUGGAUUUUCAAAUAGGUUCCUGUGAUUGUAUUUACCCUCUCCCACUUGUUGUACUGCCUUUUAUGACAGUGUCUGCCUAUGGUAUUUGGCAACAUUUAGACUAAAACAUACCAAAUCAAGCAUUUGCAAAUGCUAUUUUGCCCAAACGUACUACUAGAACUUGUGAACUAGUUCUAGAUGGGUUUUGGACAUUUACAAAUAUUCUACAGAGGUACUACACACAUAGAAUUAGUCAAAUACACAGUAUUACACACUAGCACUAGGCAGACUGUGCUGAACCAGAAAACCAGACAUUUGAGUUGCCGGGCUGGUGUACACAAUGGACUGGUUUCCAGAGGCCUGUCUAACACCAUCACAGAGUCAGACAACUGACUCUUUUUCUUGGCCCAGCCAGGAUUCUGUGUGGAAGCCUGGAAGAUCGUCGACUGCUGCAAUCAGCUGUGGCCAGAUCCAGGAAAUGAUUUGUCUUCUCGUAACUCUGGUCGGGAUUAUCAGUCAGUCAAGUGAUGACUGAUUUUUUUUUUUCUACAUUGUACUCUCCAGCCACAAAAUCAGAAACAGAUUAACAGACAGACUGGUUGACUGACAGAAAUUAGACAGACGGACACAAACAAAUGGACAGAUAGACACCCCUGUCAGUCGUGCUGGAAAAAAAGAGACAAGGACAGGUCGCUAUGGAAACAGAGACAAAUAUUUGUCUCCAGUUGUCUCUUCUGGCAUUUUUCUUCAGUGAAGAUAUUGAUGAACAGACUCUUAUGUUCGAAAACCCAGUGGCCCCAUGGGACUUCCCAAACCACUGCUGCUGGGGACCCUAAAAUAUAAACUUUAUAUAAACUCUAAAACCGCACAAAUUUUGCACUAGUGUGUUUUUCUGACUGGGUUAUGAAAAAAAAGAGUACUUUUUGGGUCUGAAAUGGGUUUGAAAAAUGAGUCAUUAAAAAAAGAGAAUUUUAUUCAAAAACUUCUAUCUUUAAAAAGAUGACAAAAUGACUAAAUACAGGGUUACAGAGUGUUUGUAUAUACACAUUUAUAUGUCACACUCCCUGUUAGCAGAAGGUGUGACCACAUGCUAUACCGUUGUUUAUUUCGUUGUCAUGACAACAUGCUAGCCAACCAGAAAGUUGGGAUCAGUUUACCUGUGGACCUCUGAGCUUCUACUGUCUGUAAUGUAAUGUAAUGGCACCACCCUCCUGCCAUUUUUUAGAAGAGUGGCUUUUUCUGAAAGCUCAUACUGAAUACUGUUACUACUACAAUAUGUGGAAGAAGUAUACAGAAAGGCUCACAUCCAUGAUAUGCAGUAUGGUCCCACUGAAACACUGAUACCACACUGCUAGUUUUAUUUACAGCCAUUAAACGCCAUCAUUUUCUGAGAUACUUCACCCAUGAGAUAAACUAAAUAGUACACAGUUAAGAUACUUAGAUACACAUAGAUUAAAUAGUAGUAGUAGCAGACAGCAUAAGUUUUCAGAAACAACAUGUGACUGUUUAUCUAACUCUCUUUAAAAAGAUGUGUUGUCAGUGUUCCUUACUACUCACUUUUAUCAUGCAUCAUCUCUCAACACAUUUUGAAUAUCUGAUGCACAUGAUCGGCUUUCAACACACCUUUUUAAAGAGCACACAGUGCAUGCGUGAUCUGUUUGAGAAGUGGUCAUUUGAGGCAGAGGACAAACAGAUACAGUGCGAAGACAACAUGCACAAUUAUUGUUGUCAACACUUAUUGCCCUCCUGAGCCCCUCUCCAUUGUUUGAGAAAUACCUCGUGUGCAGAGAGUAAGUUACAUCCUGCUUAUCAAUGCUGGAACCUCACUGCAACAAAUACACAAGCUUAGUGAAUGCGACCUCUCUAUCUGCUUAUUUCCUGGUAUUUGGAGUCAAAAUGUCGCCCAUGAGUCUGCCGGAUCCAAGAUAAUUCACUGGUUCCAAAUCACUUGCCAAGCUUGUUAUUUCUCGCAGUGUUCUCUCAAAAUAUUUUUAUUUUUUUGAAAGAUGCUGCACUUGGUGUAGAUCACAGAUGUAACUGCUUUCAACGUGUGUCUUUUAGUGUCUUCAGGCCUGUUUCCUGUUUAACGCAUAACAUUAAGGCAUUAGGUUUACACUUCAGGCAUUUGCUUUAACCUGCAUGAUUUUUAUUGUCCAACUGUUUCCUUUAUGGUCAAGCAUUCAGGCUGUUCAUCAUAUCAUCAUAUACUUACAAACUAAAUCACACAUCCAUUCAUUUACAGGUCCAAUAUCAAUUGCUGAGUAGAAUGUAUGAGAGCCAGAUAAUGAAAAUAUACAACUGAUAAAAAUGAUUAUUUUGUCCAUGACGUGUUAUAUUAGAGUGUUAUACUCCAGCCCAGACUCAAUUCACUGAAAUUCAAGAGUGGAUUUUUCCAAGAACUGAAAUACUGAAAGAAAAAAAAAGAAAAAACGUUUGGCAUGAGAAAGUUGUCGCAUCCACUUAUUUUGAAAUAAGUAAGAAUGAAUUAACAAGUAAAUUGCAGUUUCUGUUUAGAUUUUCUGCUCAUUUAAUUGAAAAUGACUCUAACCCAAACCUGAAUACUGCAAAUGAGAUGUCCUGAAACAAUAAUGAUUAUGUUUGGAAGCAUGGCUACAUGAUAUUAUUGGUAUUAUAAUAUCCAUUGUCAGCCAGUCAUUCCCCAUUUAUGCUGAAGGGUUGUGUGAGACAGAGUAUAGAUGUACAGAUGUGUGUAGUAGCUAAAAUUCUGGCAAUCGUUUAAGAGUGUGGCAAGACAGAAGACUCGCAUUCAAAAUCUCUUCACAGGAAUAAACAAGACAUCUGUAAACAACAGCAGAGCAUCAGCUCACAAGAUCAUGAGCCUCCUCUCUUUUUAUUGCUGGAGUGCACCCAGUGCCUCUACUUUAAUUGAUUUUAAUUAAUUCAGUUGAGAUUUCCUAUGGAGUCAAGAGUGCAUAAUAGCGCCUGAAAAUUAGAGGCUGCAAGGUUUCCGCAAGUGUAAUAAAAGGUCUCAUUUUUAACAAUUAAUGACACAGGUCUGAUCCCCUAGUGUUCCUGGAAAAAAAUUUUACUCCUAUUUAUUCUGGCACGUAAAAAUCAGCCAGAGGUUAGAUUUCAGAUCUGGCGUACCCACAGGGACUCAGGCAAAUAGAAAGCAAAUAUUUGUGCAGAUCCUUGAAGGUUAUGGCAUAUAGGUCAUAAUAAAAUCUGAAGCUUACAGCAGAGCUCUAAAAUUAUUAUGUUUCUGUAAGCUCACAUGGAUACCAGAUGAGCUCAAAUGAGAGUUUGACUUUCCCCCCAGUAACCCUUCAGUGUCUCAGUAACCAGCUGUUUAGAGGCAGAUGUCAUCUGUGGUUUAAUUCGAUCAGCCCAGCGCUAACUUUGCCCCAUUCAAGUAUAGAUAGUGUCCAUGUCAGUUGAGUACUUGUUUAUGUUCAUAGAAAUGUUUGCCAGUGUACUUACUGCAAUGUGUAUUGAUAUGAAGAUCAGUUCAUUCUCUGGGUGGAAGUAUUUCUUUACAUUUCAUUUCUUUGAUUCUAUCAGGACUCACAGAAAGACCACUUCAUGCUGAGUCAUGUUAGAGGUGCAGUGAGAACACACCCCUGGAUUGUUGGAAGUACUAACCAAAUGAAAUAUCACAUAUUCUUAUGACAGCUGGAGACAAUUCAUUUUCUUGAUAAUUUGAUUAAAAUCAAAGGAAUGUGAAGGAUGGAACAGGAACUCCUCUAUGAGGUCUACCUGUGUCUCCUCUCACAUAUAAACAGCAGGUAAAGGAGGUCUGUUCCUGUGGCAUUGAUUAAGAUUAUUUUUGUGGACAUGAGUUUACUAUAGGACAACAUUUUUAUUGAAGCCAAAAGUAUGCCGCAAUGUAUUUUAAAUCUUAAUAGAAUCAAAUUUUAUAACAAAGGACCCUUCCUGGUGCAAUGAGAUAAUCUUGUUUGGUAUAGCUAUUCUGUUUAUUUCUGUUGGAAAACGUAGGGAAUACAAUGGGGUUUCACAUACUGUUAGGCUGAUACAGUGCAACAGAGUGAUGUCUAGCCAUAACAGUACCAGUCCACACUCUGCUUUUUAAAAUCAGAUGUGUGUUGUUUAACUAAACAUGACACAUCCCUGCUCUGAGACAAAUUCUAGAUAAUGUUCACUUCCCUCAAACUUUUUUACAAUUUGUGUAGAAGUUUCCACAUUAGUCCUUCAUUUGGCAUUGUCAGCAGUCCUCACUUUAAAAAAGAGCGACAUCUGGCUACUGGUUUAAAAAAAAAAGAAAAAAAAGAAUAAAACUACCCUCUAAAUUUUAAAAUGCCAAGGUUGUUUCCGCUUCUUCAGCUGAGUCUUUUCACAGUUUGGGAAGACGGUUCCACAUUUGUCCCUCACCUUCUCUAAAGUGGUACUGUCAGCAGUCCUCAUUGAAACAAAGGGGCCUGUGGUUGCUUCGAGCUUAAAAAAAAAAACACCGGCUAAAAUUGUAAAUGUCACACAUUCUUUCUUUUCACGCAGUGUCAUGUGGCACAGACAAGCUUCUAGAUUACAUCUCGAUGUAAUCUAAAUUACAUCAAGAUGGGGUCUGAGAGUCAUUUAAACAUUCAUACAAACAUACCCAGGGACGACUGCAGGGUGAUGGGGCUGAACUUUUCCUGUAAAGAUAGUGAGGGAAAAUCCAGUUUCAGUCUUGCUUGGACAGGAGCUGUGUUAUACAUGUGCUCAUAUGUAGCUCAGUCACUAUAUCGGCCUGUAUAUGGAUUUUUAUCUGUGGUGGAACUUUAUUGCCAGAUGGAAAUCAGACCUUUCUGAUUGUGUGUGUGUGUGUGUGUGUGUGUGUGUGUGUGUGUGUAUGUCUGUAGUAUUCUUGGACAAUCCUUGUCCCUUUUCCAUACAUGCACACUCACACUACAUAUAUCUGGACUGUUUUCUGCUUCACUUUUCAGUCGAAUCGUAUUAAAAAUAUUCAGUAUUGCAGUUCAUUUGCCCUUGACAGGACUUCCCCUUCUUCUCAAUACUUUGGAUAGGACAACCCUCUCAUGCAGUACGUUCAGAAUUGGAGCUUUGAGGAAAAUCUACAACCUUGCUAAAUGUAGCCCUGCUUCACUUAUCAGUGCAAAGGAUGGAUAAUUGUCAUUUCAGCACAUGGCAGCUUCUAGAUUGGGAUGCCACACAUAUUAAUACUAUAUUCAAACUUAACAGUGACAGGAUGCGUUCUCAGCAACAUAUUGACGUGCAAAUGGCUGUUUGUUGCUUAUGAAUGUGUACUGAACAAUGCUUAAUAUUUUUGUUGUCACGAAUGGCACAGAGAUAUAUUGAAAAAUGGCAGGCCUUUACCAGGAAGUCGCCAUCAUCAUUCAUGUUAUUGUUUUAAGCAUCAUAAUCGUCACCAUCAUCAUCACUGUCACCUCUCACCAUCAUCAUGUGCUGCUGAACUUGAAGUAGGUGCAAAAGAAAAAAAAAAUUUUGUACAGAAAUCUAUUUUUUAUGGAGAAUUUGUAAAAAAAGAAAACAAAUUAUUAAACAUGCUGUACUUUUUAUGAUUAAUGAUGUAGGUACAACAAAAUCUUGUUCAUUACAGUCAAUGUUUUUACUGUUACACACCAUGUAAAAAUCUAUGGUUCAAACUGAGUAUCAAAUAUCAAAAUGUCAUAUGAUCUCUUUUGUCUAUUACGGCUGCUUUUACACAGGAACAAAAAACCUUGUGGGACCUGGAAUUAAUCUCUGUGGUGGAGAGACACUUCUCUCUGGGUCACAAUCUAAAACACUUUAGUCAAUUCCAACUCCUCUUCAUCUGAACACUGAAAUUCUCCACAUUCACUGCAAAAAUAUGUUAAAAAUGUGAUGAUAUACAGAAGAGCUUUGAGUGACUUCUAAUGAAGCUGCAGUGCUGUAAGAGUUGUCUGAGCAUUGGUGAUUCCUCACAUUAAAAUAUCUUGUUUACGUACAUUUCUUUGGAAUUGAUUUUAGAAUCACAUACACUUUACAAUGAACAAAUUAUAAACACCAGAUGUUUAGUGUCAUCAUGUCAUUGUACCACAGUGUACCAUGGUUGGGUUGAAAACAACCAUUCCUUUUAAAGACAGUGUUCUUGUGUAACAGCAGCCCUGUGUGACUGAUCCUAAUGUCUGUAACUGGGAGAGGGAUGACUUCCACAGGCACAAAAGAUUUUGGAUGACUUAACCCCUUUUACGGCCCAAAAUCUGACCCCAUGGCUGUCUAAACAAGGAGGAAUCUGCUUCUCCUCGCUUGGAUGUUAUGGGUUUAGAGUGGAAAAUAAAGUUUAAGUAAAUUUAGACUCAAGCAGCAGCAUUGGCAAAUCGGCAACCGUUUUGGAGGCUUCUAUGUUUGAUCGGUAAAACAAGACUGGUACUCUUACGUUUUGAAUUAAAGGAUGGAAAAUGAUAUUUUUCUGUCCACCUAUGAGAUCAUGACAGAGAACCAACAUGGAGUGUUGUAAAGGGUUGAACAACAGACACUGUAUGUGAAUGCAGCCUCACAACCUGCUGUCAAAGAGACUCACAGUUUAUCUAUCAGCUAUUUUGAAGACAUUAUUUGAGAAUAAAG